Messenger RNA from Crotalus tigris (Tiger rattlesnake), 3264 nucleotides. It is a transcript of the gene TERB1, whose product is annotated as telomere repeat binding bouquet formation protein 1. Gene Ontology annotation, biological process: homologous chromosome pairing at meiosis; meiotic attachment of telomere to nuclear envelope. The coding region runs from base 210 to 2555 and encodes 781 amino acids. The record is from RefSeq and is a predicted model, not a curated record. Lineage: Eukaryota; Metazoa; Chordata; Lepidosauria; Squamata; Viperidae. The transcript is spliced from 20 exons.
AAUCAUUUCUUCUUGUCAGGGGUUUAUAACUAUCAAGUGGAGGAUGAUAUUGGAAAACUGAAAUCUUGCCUCAAUAGUUUUCUUCAGGAAUAUGGAUUGCCUGUAACAGUUAAGGAUGAUUAUGUCCAUGAAUUUUGUCGAUAUGGAGCUGCCGAGCCACACACUAUAGCAGCAUUUCUAGGAGAUAGAGGCUGAGAAAAAAAAUCAAAAUGGAAAAUAGAAAAGAUCAGAAAAUUAACUGUGAUAUGAAAACUGAUCUGAAUUUACUUCUUGAAUGUCUUAAGUAUCAAAUGGGCCAUCCAGCUUCUCAAAAAGAAGUUUUGGUUACUAUUUAUUCAGUUUGUCAACAAAACAGUGCUGCCUGUGAUUAUUUUAGAGAAAUAGGUGGUUUGAUGUUUGUGUGGAAUCUUGCAAAGUCACAAUUGCACAGUUUGGUUCAAGAAGCUGCUUUAUUUACAUUAGGAGGUUUAGCUGAGAAUAAUGUGUUCUGCCAGCAGAUGUUAUGUACAGCUGAAUUAUUUGAGGAUCUUCGAACAUUUUUAACUAAUAAGAAUUCUAGUAUGAAUUUGAAAAGAAUGUCUGUAUAUGUCUUACUGGUGCUGGUUUCAAAUAAUAACAGGGGACAAACAUAUGUGAGAGAAUCUGGAUGCCUCGAUAUUCUGCUACAUUUAUUCAGAGUAAUUCCUUCAGAAUCUCAAAUGAACCUUUUCGAUCAUAAAAUUGAUCAGUAUCACUUGUGGUCCUCAGUGUGUAGUAAUCUUUGUGCAUGUGUCAACAAUCCUCAGAAUGAGGAAAAUCAGAAAGCCUGCAGUUUGGUUUUUCCAUAUGCAAAAGAUUGGCUACAAAAUUGUAUGAAAGCUGAGAUAGUUCGUCCAAUAUGUUCAUUCAUUGGGCUCAGUACUGCAAAUAAUUCAAGGACCCAGAAUUUUUUUAUUUCUAUUGGGGGAUUAGCUGUUUUGGAUGAGCUUCUUCUCAAACUGAUACAUGGUUCCUUGGUGAACAAUACAAAUAUCAAACUUGCUAUAGUAGUGACAAAAACAUUGGAUGCCUGUAUUGCUGAUAAUGCUUCAGUUGGCAUUCAUUUACCAAAGUAUAACAUUGUGCCUAAUUUACUGAAACUGCUUUCUUACAACAUUUUGGACUCAGGAGAACGAUUUAGUAUUAUACUUACUCUUGGACAUUGUACAGAAGUCUGUGAGGAAAAUCAAUAUACUCUGGUUAAGAAUAAUGGGCUUCCACUUAUGAUUCAAGCAUUGGCUGAAAUGCAGGAUGAUGAACUAAAUAAAGCUGCUACCUUUGUAUUGCAAAACUGCAAACAGAUGACUGAAAAAUUAUCAGUGAAGAUAAAUCAACAUUCAUUCCAAAUGGAUGAAAGAAGAAUAUUGGAAGCUGAUUGGCAGAAAAAAGAAAGGAUUCUUGAAGAUUAUUGGAAGGAAGCAAAACAAAUUUUAUACAAAAUCAAAGGGCUUGAAAAUGAGAAAGAGGAAAAUAUCGGAAAAAAAAUAUUAAUCAAAGAGGAUACCCCUCAAGAACAGUUUCUGCAGGCGUUGACCCAACACCGUCAACCAAAUUCCAGCAAGCAGCCUUCAGAUAACAGCAAAAUAUGUUCAGAAAUGAAACACCCACCACACAAUACUAUUUCCAAGGUGCAGAAUACUUCUACAUUCGAAAACAGUUCUUCCAGUAGAGGACAAUUGAAGUCUGCCAUUUGGAAUUCAGCUCAAAAUGAUCACAAUCUUCAUGCAAAUGAAAAAAAGACAACUCCCAGCAUAAACGAAGCUUACAUUACAAAUAAAAACAGUUUUCAUGGUUUUAGGAAAAGUGAUGCUCAAACAAGUGAAUUUGUUUUUAAGAGACCAGAUUUUCUAGUAAAAAACCCAAUGCAAAAGAUUCAACAUUCAGAUCUAAAACAUCCAAGGAACCCAAGCAGAGGGGUGGGUCAUAUUCUGACUGUUUGCCCUAAAAUAAGAGAACACAGAUGUUCAGGUUGUAGAAUAGGAAGACUUUCCUUAAACAGCCGAAACUUUAGCAAGACUCUGCAGUCUUGUCAAUAUCUAUGUGAACAACACAAAAUUAUUCUAGAAUCUGAGAUGGAAUACAAAAGGAAGUUGAGAAGAUCCAUUAUGGCUAACAAGAAUACUUCUGCAUAUCACAAUGGUAACCAUGAUGACCAGAUAUUCAGUUAUAAGAGAAACUCAACAACUGUGAAAGAAUUAGCAAAUUUUCAAUAUGAUGCAUAUUCCAAGAACCAAACAAUGAAACAGAAUUAUAGCCUUCAAGACCAGGAGCUGAGUGAAAACCAUCCAUUUGAAGAGGCGAAUACUGAAACUCUGUCGAAUAGGUCUGCAACAACUUUAAAGAAAAGGAGAAUCAGGAAAGAUUUUACAUCAGAUGAAAUAAGUUAUCUUUUGGAAGGUGUAAGGAAAAUGGGGCAUCAUUGGAAUUCAAUUUUAUGGGCCUACCCAUUUCAGAAAGGACGGACAAAUGUUGAUCUUGCUAAGAAAUACAGCAAAUUACAGAAAAAUGAAAAGAGCAGAAAUACACAACUUCAGUGAAACGGACCUGUAACAUUGUUUUAAAUGUUAUGACUUCAGCUGCUUUGCAGAAUACAGUUACUUGCUUUGUAUCUGGGGCUUUUGUACACAGAAGCUCGUCUUUCCAGCAAGGCUUAAUUUUGAAGAUACGUUAUUUGCCCAGUGCAACGAUGUUGCCUAUUGAUACUGUAAAAAUGUAGAAUGAUCAUACUGCCUUUUAAGGAAGUGUGUAACGUAAAAAAUAAAUUUGAAAUGAUUGAGAAGCAGAUAUUCCCACGAGUCUAACGUUUAUUACAUUUAACUAUGCCCUCGCUCUCUUGUUUUUUGCGUCCCUUCGAACUAGUUGGGCUUUUCAAGCUUUCGGCUACGGAAUUCAGUCUUGCAACUGAUGCUGCUACAAAACGGUGUGACUCCGCAUACGCCCCUUGCAAGCUCCGCAUCCCCUUAGCGUAGUCAAUGAAAAAGGGGCGGGGCCAAGCCCAGCUCUGGCUGUAUUGUGCAACCUUCGGGCGUAGCCAAAGCAGCUGCAGUGCUCCUUGCCGGCACUAGGGGUCCCUAUUUGGCGCAAACUCUGGGCGGCGGCCCCGAAAAUCUUGAACUCAUCGUCCAGCGAAAAAUCCGCCGCCGUUGGUGUCCUCAGAACUGCCUGACUGGAAAGGAUGGCUCAGCCUUUCGUAGGACAACGCUUCCGGCUCCAAAACCGCGCCGCGCAGAGGGAAAGCCGCCGAUG